AUGGUUGUUGAUACUGAAUAUUAUGAUUUGUUAGGUGUAUCUACCACUGCAUCCGCCAUUGAAAUAAAAAAAGCUUACAGGAAGAAAUCGAUUCAAGAGCAUCCAGAUAAGAACCCCAAUGAUUUGAAGGCCACCGAAAGGUUUCAAGCCAUAUCCGAAGCUUAUCAAGUUUUGGGUGACGACGAACUUCGUGCAAAAUAUGACAAAUUUGGGAGGAAAGAAGCCAUACCCCAGGGCGGGUUUGAAGAUGCAGCCGAACAGUUUUCCGUCAUCUUUGGUGGAGAUGCCUUUGCUUCAUAUAUCGGCGAACUGAUGCUAUUGAAGAAUUUACAGAAGACUGAGGAAUUAAAUGCUGAAGACGAAGCUGAAAAAGAGAAGGAAAAUGUGGAAACAAAGAAAGAGUCCACAACAAGCAAGACAGAUGCGGCCACUAAUGAAAGUGAGGACAAGGAGAACGCAACGAAAAUCUCUAGCAACUUGACUAUACACGACGGCAAUAAAAAUAAUGAACAGAUAGGGAGAGAGACAAAGAAAAAGAAGACAAAAUUGGAGCAAUUUGAGGAAGAGCAAGUAGUGGAAAGGCAAAAAAGGGUGAACCAAUUAAGCAAAACGUUGAUUGAAAGGUUAUCGAUAUUAACAGAAAGUGUCUAUGACGAUGCCUGUAAAGAUUCUUUCAAAAGGAAAUUUGAGGAAGAGGCAAACCUUUUGAAAAUGGAAUCAUUUGGCUUAGACAUUUUGCAUACAAUAGGUGACGUUUACCACGAAAAAGCUGAGAUCUUUCUUGCAUCUCAAAACCUGUUUGGAAUGGGUGGCAUAUUCCACUCCAUGAAGGCAAAAGGUGGCGUCUUUAUGGACACGUUGAGAACUGUAUCAGCAGCCAUAGAUGCUCAGAGUACUAUGAAGGAGCUUGAAAAGAUGAAAGAAGCUAGUACAAAUAAUGAUCCAUUAUUUGACAAGGACGGAAAUGAGCAAAUCAAGCCAACUACCGAGGAACUAGCACAACAAGAGCAACUGUUGAUGGGAAAAGUAUUAUCAGCCGCUUGGCAUGGUUCUAAAUAUGAAAUAACAUCCACUUUACGUGGCGUCUGUAAUAAGGUAUUAGAAGAUGACUCUGUGGGUAAGAAAACACUUGUUAGAAGAGCUGAAGCAAUGAAGCUACUGGGCGAAGUUUUCAAGAAAACUUUCAGGACGAAAGUUGAACAAGAAGAAGCACAAAUCUUUGAAGAACUUGUUGCAGAGGCUACGAAAAAGAAAAAACAUACGUGA
Saccharomyces kudriavzevii IFO 1802 is the source of this 1266-nucleotide messenger RNA. RefSeq names its product Djp1p (gene DJP1). The record is from RefSeq and is a predicted model, not a curated record. Gene Ontology annotation, biological process: protein import into peroxisome matrix. Lineage: Eukaryota; Fungi; Ascomycota; Saccharomycetes; Saccharomycetales; Saccharomycetaceae. Bases 1 to 1266 code for a protein of 421 amino acids. Gene Ontology annotation, cellular component: cytosol. The transcript has a single exon.